This is a messenger RNA of Drosophila hydei, 1269 nucleotides long. Its product is annotated as putative gustatory receptor 98b. Gene Ontology annotation, cellular component: membrane; neuronal cell body; dendrite. Gene Ontology annotation, biological process: sensory perception of taste. The coding region runs from base 1 to 1269 and encodes 422 amino acids. The record is from RefSeq and is a predicted model, not a curated record. Gene Ontology annotation, molecular function: sweet taste receptor activity. NCBI's taxonomy places the organism in Eukaryota, Metazoa, Arthropoda, Insecta, Diptera, Drosophilidae. The transcript is spliced from 5 exons.
AUGAUCAAGCCGCGCAACCGCCAGUUGAAUAGCUCGGUCAGUGUGCUACACAUUGCCAUGAAGGCUCGAAUGCUAACCGCAGCGCGGCCAUAUCUGCAGUUGCUCGCGCUGCUUACGCUGACGCCGCCGCCCAGCUUCUAUGAGAGGGUUACGCAGCGCUGUGAGCGGCUUCUAUUGAUGCUCGGCUUUGGCUGCUACAGUUUCUGCUUUCUGCUGUUAGCCAUAAAAGUGACCUAUGUAAAUAUAGUAAUACUUAACUUUGAAAUUCUAAUUUUGGAGGUCGAAGAUUUCACAAGCGCCCAGGGCAAGAUACAAAAGCUCUGCUACCCGAUACUCCUGGCCGUGAUUCAUGGCAAUAUGCUGAUAUACUUUCGCAAACUGGGUAGCAUUUAUGUGGAGAUAGCUGCCCUGGAGCUGGACAUAGAGGUCGCCUCGCAGUCUUUCGUUGGGCUGGGAAAGCGUUUUAAAUUUCGUCAACGUUUGGCCAAAUUUAUUGGACUGUGGCUUGCCUUUCUUAUAAUUGCUUUUCCCUGUGUAUCGGUGCCCUCAUUGACCGACUAUAUGGACUGGUACAACAAGAUCUUCACCGAAUUCAUCUUGAUGGUGCUGCAGCUGAAGAUUGUGGAGUAUGGCUUGUUUGUGGUCUUGGUACAGGAGCUACUGCUGCGUCUGCGCUGCUCGCUCAUCCACCUGCAGCAGGAGUUUACCACCUGCGAGCAACGCGUUCUGCUCCAAGCCUUGUGUGUUGCACUCCAACGCAAUAAGUUGCUGGUGGCACGUGUCUGGAAGCUGGUCGGUGAGCUAGAGGUUUACUAUACUCUGCCAAUGCUAUUCGUAUUCGUGAACAACGGCGUGGCCAUGCUGCACAUCGUCAACUGGGCCUUUAUACAGACUCUAAACCCAAAUGAUUGUGCCUAUUGCCGUUUCACGCGAUUUGGCAAUGUUAUGGUUCUGCUAAUCAACCUCUUGAUACCUUGCUGGCUCAGUCAAAACUGCAUCGAUACGUACCAGAGCAUUAAACGUAUUAUUCACAAUAUCCGCUGCAGCUUCGGAAAGUGCAAUCCGGUUCAGCUUAGCAAUGUGCUGCGCGAAUAUGCCCUUCAAAUGGAGCAUUUGAAGCUGCGCUUCACUUGUAGCAAUUUCUUUGAUAUAAAUCUAAGAAACUUUGGUGGCAUGGUGCUCACAAUAGUUACUUAUAGCGUUAUUCUGAUACAGUUUAAGCUCCAAGACUUGGUUGAGGCAAAGCGAAAACUGAUGCAGAAAGCUUAG